Schistosoma bovis is the source of this 5223-nucleotide messenger RNA. NCBI's taxonomy places the organism in Eukaryota, Metazoa, Platyhelminthes, Trematoda, Strigeidida, Schistosomatidae. The record is from the annotation of a GenBank genome assembly.
AUUCUGAGCCAUGUCACCCAGAGUUUCCAACCAUUGGUUACGAUGGUCACGCUGACCCCAACAAAGUAGUUUGCAUCUACCAACAUGGCUAAGACUAGGAGUCGUGGUAAUCGGUGUUCGGGCAUACGAAACACGUGGCCCAACCAUCUCAGUCGAUGAAGAUUCACAACCUCAUCAACUGAUUUGCCAUCAUUCCCUAAUACCCUGCGUCUAACCUCACUAUGUUUACAGCUUAAUUAACGAGUGUAAGACAGUCGACGAAGGCAACCAAUCCAUUCAUCUUCAAAUCUUAACUAACAAAACCUUGAUAUUGAGCAACUCAAAGUUGUUACUCACCUUAUUAUACCAUAUUUUGCCCCAGAAUAUGGCGAAUAUAUUGGUUAUUAGCACAUCACUCCACUAUUACUUUUGGUAAGGACUACUUGUAGAUUGCAAAUAUCCCGUCGUUGAUGACUUGUUUAGAAUGACUAGCCCGUAUAUGAAUCAAUGUCAAAGGUUUUCCUAAAUCCUCAAAUGUUAUUUGUUGGUUCUUAAAUCCAUUUUUUACAUAAAUGUCUUUCGAUUCGCGUUAGUUUGUUCGUCUACUUUUGGAACUAUUAAGCGAUGGUCUCUUGUUUUCCACUGAACGUUUUCGUCUAUAUAAAAGAUCUGCUUUUCUUAGUCUUUAAAUUUAGGUUUUCUAAGCGGUACCCCAACGCUUUUUAUCGAGGUUUCUUUCUACUGCACGGGUUGCUGAUCCUAUGCCCAACCCUCCUUUGCCUGGGCUUAAAUCUGUCAUUAACCCCAGGUCUACAGGCGGAAAAAGACAAUUUGAACCAUUUAAACUCUGCUAUGGGAGUUGGAGGGUUUCCACUAAGAAAAAUUACACCUCAUGGUAAAAGCCGAAAUUCUCCGGAAGUCACGAAGCUUAUGUCCCUUCUGACAACCAGAGCAACAUUUAAUGUAGGUACUUGGAAUGUCCGGGCAUCGUGGGAGAUCGGGCGGACUAUUCGAAUAGCUACGGAGACGAGGAGAUACAAAUUGACGAUGCUCGGAUUAAAUAAAAUCCAUUAGACCCAAGCUGGACAGAAAAGCAUAGAUUCAGGAAAUGCUGUUGUACGCUGGUCAUGAAGAAGAAAAUGCUUCUCACACGAGCAGUUGUGCUGAUUCUGUCGAAAGAAGCACAAACACUUAUAGGUUGGGAAUCUCAUGAGUCCAGGGUAAUCGAAAUAUCAUCAAAACAAAGGGGAUCACAGUGGAUGUUACCCAGUUCUAUGCACCUAACUGAUGUGUGGUAGUGAAAGUAUGGGUAGGGUUAGUCGUUGAACAUGGACAAACAACCACAGCCCACGGUCUACUAAAUAUGUGAUUUUCCUUUUAUCAUGGAUUUCCACUCGAGAAUCACCGUGUGAUCGCUUGUCAUUGUAUUGAAUAAGGUAUUCUCUAGUUUUAAUCUGGUUCUCUAUUUUGAGUCGCGAAUCCUGAUUUUGGUAUAACGUGAUUAUUAACGUAUUAUUGUAAUAUACGUAUGGGAGGAAAAAAUAUUGUAAACCAUCCGUUAUACCACUAACAAUGAUAGCAAGGAAGACGAUAAAAGCCAGUUUUAUGAGAGGCUGCAGUCGGUCGUACAGAAGUACCCAGGAAAGGAUCUGACCGUCCUGAUGGGAGAUCUAACCUUCAUAGCCGGAAUAGAUAAUAUCAAGUAUGAAGAUGUCACGGGACGACAUGGACUGGAAGGAAGGGACGAGAAUGGCGAGAGAUUUGCAAAUCUAUGUGCUUUCAAAAAAAUUUUUAUGGGUAGCACUAUAUUUCCCCACGAACGCAUACACAAAGCUAUAUGGGUCUCACUGUAAUACACUACGGAGAACCGGAUAGAUCAUAUUUGUAUCACUUAAAAAUCCAGAAGGUCAAUGGAAGACGUGAGAACCAAGAGAGGAGAGGACAUAGCUUUAGAUCACCACCUGGUUGUGGCCAAGGUGAAAUUGAAACACUGGACAAUCAGAGAAACACCAUUAAAAAGGUUUAAUACGGCUUUCUUUCGAGAUAUUAACAGACAAAGAAUUCAAGAUAGCUCUCAACAACAUGUUACCAGCCUUACAUGAACUCAAAAAUGAAACUAUUAUGGCUAAAAAGUAUUCUUUUCGUAGACGUAAUGUCAGUUCGUGAAUAAAACACUAAACGUAGAUUUAUUCCCUUACUCCUAACUUUCACAUUUAUUCGUUUCGAACCCAACAACCGUUUGGCAUUCUACUUGUAGAAUCGUUCGAGGCCGUACAUAUGCUUUCGUCCCACCGUAUGCGUUAUGUUUCUGAUCUCGGUCUUGCUGUUUGAGACGUGGCCAUGUGCUCUGUGACGUUGAAGCUCCAUUCUACCAUUUACAAUUUCAUCGCUAGUUUAUUUUCCCUUUUGUGGUUCAGUUAUGAUUUUAUUUGGAGUCUCUCGUACUACUUUGUUCUUAUGGUAUUUUAAACUUUAUGUUCUACUGGGUUAUCGAUUUGAUUGUUAUCAUAGUUUAGUUUUGCUAAACUUAACCAUUGUUAAAUAAAGUAACAUUUAGUACACUUUUAAUACUGUUCCCUCAAUGUGUUGUGAGCAGCGCAAAUUUAGGUCUGUGCUCACUUGUUACGCAUGCUUAGCCAUUACAUACCUCAGUGUACUGGCGACGCCGAAUUAUAUUAGAAGACUGUUAUAGAUUGCCAAACCGAAGUGUCACUAGUCUGUCUUAUCAUUGACUAUUUUUUGAGCUAUGUGAUAAGGUGCAUAUAUAUAUAUAUCAUAUACUCUAGUAUUAUAUUUCGUUUUAUAUUAGUCUUUUCGAUUCCUUACUCUUCUAAUUUGGUUUGACUACUCGAACCUAGUCACACUUUUUGAAUGACUGCUCAAGUACUCGAUUGAUAAACUUGUAUAAUAUAUUUUUCUUUUGAGAUCACACGUUAAACUUAUUACAGGUCUAAACUAAAAAUAAAUAUUUUUUCACUCCGUUCACUACAGUAGCAAGUCAAUUAGCGUAUGAUGCUACUUCCAAAUGUAUCGCGAGAUUUGCAGAUAGCAAUUUUCAAAGCUUACCCUAAAAAUAUAAAAUCUCGUAAUGAUUGGUUUAGUUUUCUCAAUCAUAUGGAAAGAAAAGUUAGAUCAUUGGAUCGAGAGUCAACAGCGACUAACAUACUUUUAAAUUUAUACAAAAGUGCUGUAGAUUCAUUAGAGGUGGAUUGGUCAGAUGAGAUUUAUCUUACAAUUUUUAUCAGAACAGCAGUUUUAGCAUCAUAUGAGAAUUCGGACUGCGGUCCUGCAUUUCUGAGCUUAUGUUCUAUAAAUGGACGUCGAAAUCCACAGUUGAUUGCGGCCGUAGCUUAUUAUUAUUCUAAACAAGGAGAUAAAAGUAGAGCUAAAAGUCUUUUAAACUCUACAAAAAAGUGUGUAGACAUAUGUGGGGUGGAAUUGUUGUGUAGAGCCGAAAGUAUGCUAGAUACAGACGAUGAUUUCAAAUCGUUAUUAGGACCAUUUUAUUACAAACCAGACUUUUAUUUCCAAGAUAUAAAUUGUUCUCAGGCAAGUUCAAGUGAAAUUUCUUCAGUUCUGGAUUCUACUUGUCCAAAUGAUCACACAGAAGAACGUUCUCAGUCUGUGAUAGACAUCAAUUUUGAACCAGAUGGAAAUUCACCAAACUAUCCUAGUAAUUGCAAUGCAGUUGAAUCAAUACAAAUAAUUCGUCCAUCCAGGGAUUCAUAUAAUUUUUCCCGGUCCCUCAAAUUACCAGGGCUUCCAGAAGAAUUGUCAGUUACUUCAGUCACAAGUAAUCCACAUAUGGAAUCAUUACAACAGCCUGAACUAUCCACCAUCGUUGGUUCGAUCAAAUUGAAUGGAAGUUGCGAAAAGGUAUUUCCGUUUAAUUCGGAUAAGAAAUUGAUUUCUGUCGGUGUGCAAACUGAGCUGGUCAAUGAAAGUGAACAAUUUAUUAUUGUUAAUGGUAAAAAGUAUCAAGUAAUUAAUGAAUUGGGACGGGGAGGUUCAUCAGUGGUGUAUUGGGCUAUGGACUCCGAUUUAAAUCCAUGGGCGGUGAAAAAAGUUGAUUUGAAAAAUCUUACACAAGAAACAGUUACGUCGUAUAUAAAUGAGAUUGAGAUGCUUAAAAGUUUGAUAAAUUCCGACAGAAUUAUCCGACUAUAUGAUUAUCACUGUACAUCAGAAAAUCUCAUACUUGUUAUGGAGAAAGGAGAUUGCGAUUUGAAAAGUGUAAUUCUUAGCUUUUGGUCUGGUGGUGCAAAAAAAUCGCCUCGUUCACCAUCAGGUAUGCUUUCAUCUGGGAUUGUAUUCUACUGGGAUCAAAUGUUGCGGUGUGUGAAAGCACUUCAUGAUCGUCGUAUUGUUCACUUAGAUUUAAAACCACAAAAUUUUGUUCUAGUCUAUGGACAGUUGAAGCUUAUUGAUCUAGGGAUUAGUCGUCUGUUACCAGAUGAUUCAACAACUGUAAACCAUUGGCUAAAGUUGGGAACAUUGUCUUUCAUGAGUCCAGAACAGUUGGAAGAAGCUGCUGCUAUUCCCUCAUCCUCAUCUAGCCUAAAUCAGUCGUUUUUCUUGGGUCCUGAAGUUGACCAAGAAAAUCGUUUUAAGGUUGGUCGUAAAUCGGAUAUUUGGUCAUUAGGUGUAAUCCUUUAUAUGAUGGUCUACGGUCAGUUACCUUUUAAUCAAGAUAAACUUCACUCUCGUCUAUCAGCCAUUAUAAGUCCCAGUGUAAAAAUAUCUUUGCCAGCUAUCAAGAAUAAAUCUAUUUAUAAGGCAUUAGAACGGAGUUUAGUUCGAAAUCAUUUAGAAAGAGCAUCUGUUGAUGAAUUACUGAGUUAUGAAUAUGUGUCUAGUACAUCAGCUGCUGACUUAUGAUGUCUAAAAAACAGUCCGUUAUUCUGCAAUACCGGGACAUAUUUUUUUGUAUAUAUAUGUACAUAUUUCUUACUUGUAUUAUUUUUUUACAUUUAUAGUUUUGCAACCUAUUUAUAUCAUUUAGUAAUUUAUUUUCCCUUCCUUUGUUCAUUCUUUUUGUUUGUCACAAUUACUUCCCUGUGUUUACAUUGUUGUUUAUUUUCUCCAUCCAGUUAUUUAUUUCAGAGAAUCUGAAGACUCAAUCACAAUCAAUAUAUUGUAGUGUAUAAGUUUAUAGUAAUACUUAUCAUCAUACGAUUGAUUGAAUAUUUAUAUCAUGAAUUGUUUUCUUUUUUAUGACGAAUAAUAAAUUAUGUUUCACAAACA